UUUCAGCGAAUUGCAUUAAGUGCAAUUAUUGACCGUUUUGUUUUGCUCGCCCUAUUCGCUUAUGACACUGAAAUUUUCAGUGAACGAGUUUCGCAAAUUUACGUAAAUUGUUGAAUUCGAAUAAAAUCGCAUAAAUUAUGUCGAGACAUGCUUUAAUCGGCGGAGGUACAGGAUUCAUUGGCAAAGGGUUAAGCAAACACUUAAUUAAAAAUGGUUAUGAUGUCACUGUAAUAUCCCGAAUGCCUGGGCUAAAGCGCAUAACUUGGCUGGAACUAGAACGAAACGGCAUACCAAAUGGCAUUACGGCCGUUGUAAACUUAGCAGGUCAAAAUGUGUUAGAUCCAAGUCGUCGUUGGACUGAUGGCUUUAAACAAAAUGUGUGGACAUCUAGAGUUAAUACAAGUGCAGCAUUAGUAAAAGCAAUAGCAGAUGCACCUCAAGUCAAAGCCUUUGUCAAUAUAUCAGGUGUAAGUCAUUAUAAGCCUAAUGAUAAGAUAAUUUAUACUGAGUGCGAUCCGGUGGAAGGAUUUGGUUUUAUGUCGCGUUUAUGUUUGGAGUGGGAGAAAGCAGCAACAAUACCGGCGAAUGUUACACACUGUAGAGGCGUUAAAAUACGUACUGGUGUAGUAAUAGGACGAACAGGUGGAAUGAUUCAGAAUAUUUGGCUUCCUUUUCAAUUGGGCCUAGGCGGUCCUCUGGGCUCUGGGAAACAAAUUCUGCCUUGGAUUCAUUUAUAUGACUUAUGUCAGUUAGUACAUAACAGUAUUGAAAAUGAAAAAAUAAAGGGAGUUUUAAAUGGAGUGGCGCCACAUAUUGUAACAAAUGGCGAAUUUUCUAAGGCAUUUGCUUCUGCUUUGCGACGUCCUUGCCUGUUCGCAGUUCCUGAAUUUGUGGUACAAGCCCUUUUUGGCAAAGACCGUUCGGCGUUGCUGCUAUCUGGUGCUAAAAUUCAACCAAAAAUAACUUUAGAGAGUGGGUUUAAAUUUAAGUAUCCCACUGCUAGGGAAGCGUGCUUAGAAGUUGUGCAGAAAAAGUAAAUUUAACAUUAAACUUAAACCGCACAUAUAUGUAUAUAUGUAGUACAUAAUAUUUUAUUUGAUCAGCUUGCCAAAGAUAAACAAGCACGAUGGAGAAAAAAUGUGUAGUCUGUACUUAAAUAACUACAAUUAAUUGUUAUAUUGAGUCUCGAAUCGUCUGGUAACGCUGUGAAGAGUUCUGACACGUCAGUUGUCAGCUGUCAAUUUAAGCAGAAUUUUCUAUCGUUUGUACAACUAAAAAAGUUAAACGUAAAAGCAAACAAAAUCGUUUUAUUCGAUAUUUGUUUAUAAUAAACCAAAGAUAGUACUUUAAUUCCCA
This is a messenger RNA of Zeugodacus cucurbitae (melon fly), 1356 nucleotides long. RefSeq names its product epimerase family protein SDR39U1. The transcript is spliced from 4 exons. Bases 138 to 1037 code for a protein of 299 amino acids. NCBI's taxonomy places the organism in Eukaryota, Metazoa, Arthropoda, Insecta, Diptera, Tephritidae. The record is from RefSeq and is a predicted model, not a curated record.